AUGGAAGAAGAACGAGCCUCAAAGCGUACCAAGUCAACCAAUAGCAUGGUCUCGUCAGGUGAUGAGCUCCCACCGCCUGGUAGUAGUUCCCGUACGGGACUUGCGUGUGAGGCUUGCAGACUCAGGAAGACUCGCUGCGUCGGCUUUCCCACCUGCUCGUGGUGCCAGCGCCGUCGCCAAUCUUGCAUCCGAGGCCAGAACAGUCAGACGAGCCCAUUGGAUGAUUGGGGCAAUCAGAUACUUGGUGCUAUAUCAAGGGCCAGGGAUGAAAUUCUCGGUGCAUCAAUCAGACUCAAUGCUGAUCGCCCGCUCAACCAUACCUCGGUUACGCUGCCGGAUAACGAACACGGUACUUGGCCUCGUGCCCAUAGAGGCCAGGGAUGCUUCGCGCCGAUGUCGAGCGCCGAGAACAUUUUACAGUGGGAUGUUUUGCGGAAUCAGCUUCCGAGAUCAGCCCAAUCCCCGACCAACACCACGGACCCGUAUGAACCUGACAGGUCCACUAACUCCAAGGCUACUGCCGAUACGUCUUCUGCCGGACUCCGAGCUCUGCAGCAACGCUUCGAGACUCAAUUCCUGGCUCGGUAUCCCAUUAUCAGCAGACCUUGGCUUACUCGCUGCGUCCGCAAUGUAGCAGAGAGCGACGGAGAUUGGAGUGCUGAAACAUGUCUCGUCUUUCUGGCUUGUGCUAUCGCGUCCCUAUGUGACUGCUCCGCUCACGAUGCCUUGACGCCUCAAGCCGCCUCAAUGAGUCCAGCAUCUGCUGUCUCAGGCUCAUGUAUGCCUAACUCGCGCCGGCCUGCGUAUCAGUAUUGGACUAUGGCAAAGCGGAGACUCGGCUGGGCCCUUGACGAGCCUGCAGGUCUGCUCGCCGCCCAAUGUCUGUGCCUAGCUGGGUUCUGGCAUCUGCUGAACUUCGCGCCACGAAGGGCUCGCAAAAUGUUUUAUCGUGCUAUUGAGAGUAUGAGGGAUAUGGUAUUUCCAAGCUUGCCGGAUAUUGAGAGGCAUCUGGCACGAUUCAUUCAUGUCCUCUGUGCCGACCUGCUCGAACGUUUGAAUUUUGAGUUGGAGCUUUCCCCAUACAACGGCCGAAAGGAACCUACCAACGAAACCUUUUCACUAAACGAAAGCCCCAAUCUUCCUGCUGCGAUCAGUCUUCACGCGGAAGACUUGGCUGGAGGCUUGUCUUUCAAGCUCACAAACAAUCCACAGCAGUUGCACCCAAUUCGAAAAGACAUCAACAAACUCCUGGCUUCCAUAUCAACAUUCUCCAGCUGGCUUGACCUGUAUUCGUUGCAUGGCCAAGCAAAAGAUUUGCGAUGGCGUCUCAACCAACUCACAGACCCAAGGAGCAUCAUCUGCGGGGAAGCUUCAAGCUCGACUGCACUUAGUCAUUCAUUCGGUGAGACGAUCUUUGAAGAUCUGAGGUAA
Molecule: messenger RNA, 1431 nt
Organism: Fusarium odoratissimum NRRL 54006
Lineage: Eukaryota; Fungi; Ascomycota; Sordariomycetes; Hypocreales; Nectriaceae
Exons: 4
Coding region: 1-1431 (476 amino acids)
Biological process (GO): regulation of DNA-templated transcription
Molecular function (GO): DNA-binding transcription factor activity, RNA polymerase II-specific; zinc ion binding
Source: RefSeq, a predicted model, not a curated record